Molecule: messenger RNA, 2018 nt
Organism: Prorocentrum cordatum
Lineage: Eukaryota; Dinophyceae; Prorocentrales; Prorocentraceae
Source: the annotation of a GenBank genome assembly
AAGCCGCCCUGGCCCGAGCGCAAGCGUAGCCGCCAGAAGAUCUCGCUGCGCAUUCCCCGAUGGCGUCCGCCAGGGAACACCUGGUGGAGAGCUUUCGCGCGCUGGACCGCCGCGGCACCGGCGCCCUGCCCCGCGCGCUGUUCGAGGGCGUGAUGCGGGAGGUCUGCCAGGCGAGCCCCGCCUGGCUGGAAUCCCUGGACUUUGCGCUGGCCCGCUGGGGCGCUGGGGACGUGCGCUACGAGGCCUGGCGAGAAGUUCACGGUCGCCAAGUCGCUCAUCAUGAUGACGAGCGCCAGUUGUACCACCGACGGCUUGGACGACCUGUACUCCUGGAGCGGGCCGUCGUGGCUGAGCGGACCCACGCACGCCGCGGUCACGUGCCAGAAGGGGCAAAAGUCAGUGUCGGAUCCGACGCCCAACCAGGACAAUUUCUUCAUAGUGCACACCGGCAACGUCGGCAUAUUUGGCGUCUGCGACGGGCACGGGCCUUUCGGUCACCUCGUGUCUUUCCGACUGGUCCAGACGCUGCCAUUUUUCAUCGCCUCGAGUCCCUGCUUCGGAGGGGAUUGGGAGGUUGUCCUGAAGGAGGCGUUCCUCUCUGCCCAGAGCGACCUUGUAAGCUUCUCGGAGGAGCACGGCGUCUUCAUCGAAGCGUCUGGCGCAGCUGGGUCCGUCGUUGUCUUUGACGGAGAGUUUCUUUCCUCCCUCUACUUGCACUGUGCGCACAUCGGAGAUGCUGGCAUCAUGGUGGCAUCGUACAGCAGGCACGACUCUCGCCUGAUCUACGGCUCGCGGGACCACACGCCGAACCUGCCGGAGGAGCGGGCGAGGCUCGAGGCUGCCGGGAGCGAGGUGCGCGAGGUGGGCAGGAACAGCUGGCGCAUCUAUCUUGCCGGGAUCCGACUUCCCAGGCCUCACCAUGUCCCGAGCCUUUGGGGACCUCGCCUGCAGCGGGGUGCUCCGGGAGCCCGAGUACAAACGGAUAUCCGUCCAGCCGGCCGACGAGGUCUACAUGGUCUUGGCCUCGGACGGGAUUUGGGAGUUCAUCAACUACGAGGACGCGGUGGAGCUCUCGGCCAAGAAGCUGCGCCUCAAGGGGCCCAGGGAGACCGUCAACUUCUUGAGUGGCGCCAGCCGGAAGCGGUGGGCCCACGUCUGCGGUGACUACUGCGACGACAUUGCAUGCAUGCUGGUCCAGUGGAAUGCCAAGGAGAAGGGCGCGACGACGUCGGAGACGAGCCACUCCCUGGCCGUCAGUCGGCACGAGUGACGAAGAUGUGCAGAGUUUCCAUCGUGUUCCGCGCACACAUCCAGGGCAUUGCGCAGACCUGUCUUCAUCGCAGGUGGUGUUUCCGCGGAUCGUCGCAGUCGAUGCUGGCAGGAGUCGGUGACUUCCUUGCGGAACUCGGUGUUCCCACCAGCGAGGAACGCCGCUGCUUUGCUGAACACAGUCCCGUCGGCUCCCUCCGGAGCAGGAACAAGCUGCACAAGCGUUCAGUGGAGGUCCUCGCGCAGCCCCACCCUCGCGACGAGGAGGCGGUGCUUCCGGCGGCCGCUGCGCGCUCGCCUCGGAUCGGGCCCGGGCCGCGGCGCCGCCGCCAGCGUCCUCCGGCGGUCGCGCGCGCAGGGGGCGAGGGCGCUGCCGGACCGGCAGAGGUCCUCGGGCCGCUGCCCGAGCUGCGGAACUUCUGUCGGGGAAGGCCAGGCGAUCGCAAGCAUGGAUGUCAGGGCGGCGUGGAUUAGCGACGGGUCCCGUUUCCAUGGGAGAUCGCGGGUUUCCGCCGCCCAGCGAGGCGGCACCGGCCGCAUUUUGGGCAGGGCACCUCCCCCGAUCCAUGGAUUUGGCGACCGUGCGCGAAAUCCAUGGAUCUCUAAUCCAUGUUUGCGCGCCCUCUCGAGAAAAGCAGGCUGCGCACACUGGCUCGGUAGCAUGUCAUGGGAGCCUGGCGUACCCUCUUGAUGCCGUCGUCGGCGUCGAUUCAGCGUCGAUUAACGUCUUGGAGUCGAUGCGAUGUGCC